This is a messenger RNA of Microstroma glucosiphilum, 2085 nucleotides long. RefSeq names its product S-adenosyl-L-methionine-dependent methyltransferase. The record is from RefSeq and is a predicted model, not a curated record. The transcript has 2 exons. Gene Ontology annotation, biological process: mitochondrial respiratory chain complex I assembly; [2Fe-2S] cluster assembly; protein complex oligomerization. Lineage: Eukaryota; Fungi; Basidiomycota; Exobasidiomycetes; Microstromatales; Microstromataceae. Gene Ontology annotation, molecular function: protein-folding chaperone binding; ATPase activator activity; S-adenosylmethionine-dependent methyltransferase activity. Gene Ontology annotation, cellular component: mitochondrion. The coding region runs from base 61 to 2001 and encodes 646 amino acids.
AUACCACUCACCCCACCAUCAAAGACAGCCUCGUGCUACACGCAUCGCCACGCCUUAGCCAUGUCGCUCCGUACGGGUACGCGCUCACUGAGACGAGGGAGUCUCCUUUCCACUGCCAGAGCGGCCGCAUCUCUCCCACCACAGCCUUCGCGAUGCGCUUCCACCUCGUCCCCCGCCUCCCCACUCGAGCCCGAAGCUCGCACUCAGCGAACCAACCCCGCUCCAGGGCCCCCCAAGCCGAAUAGCCCCUUCACCAUCUUUGACCGUCCUGCAAAGGUGAUGCAGCGCGAUCGAGCUGCCAGAAGAGGCGAGGCUAGCAGACAGACGGACUAUGUGCGGAAGGCCGCGGCUGAAAAUGUUGCCGAGAGGGUGCUGGAUAUCAAGCGGCAGUUCGAUACCAUUGUUGAAAUCGGGUCAGGACCAGGGUACCUGAGGCAGUUUCUAGACAAGGAAGGGACAGGGGUGAGAAAGAUCAUCAUGUGCGACACCAGUCGUGAGAUGCUCUACCGAGACGAGCACCUUGAUGGCGAGUAUCCCUUCGAGAUUGAGCGGAGACUCAUCGAUGAAGAGGAGCUGCCCUUCGAGCCAAAUUCGCUCGAGUGCGUCGUCUCUUCUGGAGCUCUGCACUGGACCAAUGAUUUGCCUGGCGCACUGGUACAGAUUCAGCGGUCCCUCAAGCCAGAUGGCUGCUUCGUAGGAUCCAUGUACGGAGGCGACACUCUCUUCGAGCUGCGCACCAGCAUGCAACUGGCAGAACAGGAGCGGGAAGGCGGCAUCUCACCAAGAGUUUCGCCGAUGACAGAUACAAGAGAUUGUGCAUCUCUCUUGUCGAGAGCUGGCUUCAGCAUUCCGACUGUAGAUAUCGAUGAAAUCUCCGUCGCCUACCCGUCGAUGUAUGAGCUCAUUCACGACCUGAGAGACAUGGGGGAGAGUAAUGCGGUUAUCAAUCGCAGGCCGCUGCUACUAAGAGAUACUCUGCUUGCGGCAGGAGCCAUCUAUCAAGCUCUGCAUGGAGAGGAAGGCGUGCCGCAACCAGACGGCUCAGGCGGAUCCAUUCCUGCGACCUUCGGUAUGAUCUUCCUCAUUGGGUGGAAGCCAGACCCUUCACAGGCCAAGCCCUUGGAGAGGGGCAGUGCCUCGCACAGCAUGAAGGAUAUUCUCGGUGAAGGUGAGAAUCCCGACAGCCCAGAAGGACCACUACCUCAGGGUGGCGUACCCCCACCUCCUGGUGGGGGCAAGACGAGGUCUUUCUCCACUUCAGCUCGGAGUAGACAACAAGCCACCACCUCCAGCAGCAACAGCAGCCCUCUACCGGAAAAGGCUUGCUCCGCCUGCGGAACAGUCCAGCCCUUCGCUUCCGUCGUAUGCCCCAACACCUCCUGCUCUCAACUCCAACCCCUUCCCUCCGACCUGGACUUCUACACUCUCCUCGACCUCGACUUCUCCUCUGUCCCCCGCAAUGGAUGGGACGUGGAUGUACGAUCGCUCAAGAAUACCUGGAGGAAGAAACAGGCAGUCAGUCAUCCGGAUAGGAUGAGUGGGAGGAGUGAUAAGGAGAAGGUGAUCGCGCAGAGUCAGAGUGCGCUGAUUAACAAGGCGUUUGAGACGCUGAAUGACCCAUUGGCAAGGGCCAAUUAUCUCCUGGAGCGCUCCUCGCACUCUCCCGCCACGGAGUCAGACUCGCUCGAAGACCCAGCAUUACUGAUGACGGUCAUGGAGCUGCGUGAGUCUCUCGAGGAGGCAUCCACCGAGGAGGAAGUAGCGAGUGUAGCCGAAGAGAAUGCUCAGCACCUUGAGCAGUCUGUUCAGGCUCUAGGAGAGGCUUUUCAGGGCAGCGGUGCUGGUAGUGGUGGUGGUGGUGGUGGUGGUGGUGAAGGGCAGGGAGGUGAGUGGGACGUAGAGGCAGUGAGGAAAGAGGCUGUUGCGCUUAGGUAUUGGAGUAAUAUUGCCAAGGCGUGCAAGGAGUGGGAGAGGGGAAAGAGAGUCGAAGUGCAGCAUUGAUCCUCGUACAUUGUACCAAUGUCACCCUUUUACUUCACGUUCCAACUUGAUCGCCGCCUCCACCGGCCACAGUGUUCUCUUUGA